AGUGCGCUGAACUCAUGGUGCAAUGCACCCAACAAUUUUUCCAUAACAAUUAAAUUUGCAAGCUUUUAAAAAACGGCUCACUGCGAUUUAAUAUUUGUGGAUGAUUACCUAUUCAUGUGCCACCGCAUUCCACUCUCAGUAUCAAAUUCCAACUUUAAUUGCUUACAAGUUACGUACAAAACCGAAGCACACAACAACCUCAAUAUUCAACACAACAGACAAUCAAAAACAUCCAAAACCCCAUCACCAUUUUGGGUUUUUUUUGUUCCACAUCAAAUUUCUGUUUCUGUUUCUGAAAAAACCAACAAAUCACUCUCUUCCUUAUCUGCAUCAAAACCCACUUCCUCUUCUUCUUCUUCUUCUUCUAGUACUUCGACCUUAAUAUUCGAUCUCAUGGCAACCUCCCAACAAGUAGAGCCAGAGAAGCAGGCGUACUCGGUUUGGGCUGUCCCACCUGAUGACGUGGCGGCCAGGCUGAAGAAGCUGAUGGAUAGCCUUGGGUCCGAGUUCGGUGGGCCCAAAUUCGAGCCCCACAUAACUGUUGUUGGGGCCGUCCAUUUGACACCGGAAGAUGCGGUUGACAAGUUCAGAUCAGCCUAUGAAGGCCGCAAGGCUUACACUGCCACCGUUGAUCGUGUGGCUACGGGCACUUUCUCUUCUCAGGGUGUUUUCCUUGUCAUCCAUCCUACUACAGAGGUAGUGGAGACUAGUGCACACUGCUGUGGUCAUUUUGGAUACAAGAAAUCGACUCCUUAUAUGCCACAUUUGAGCCUCCUUUAUGCGGAUCUGACAGAGGAUGAGAAGAAAAAAGCCCAAGAAAGAGCUAGUAUCCUUGAUGAAAGCAUUAACAGUUUGAGCUUCCAAGUUAAUCGCCUUGCAUUAUACAAAACAGACACUGAGGACAAAACUCUCGAAUCCUGGGAGAAAAUUUCUGAAUGCUUCCUUAGCCCAAAUUAGCUUCUUCUUUGGCAUGUUUAUAGUUUGUAAUAAGUAUCAUGGUGUACUUUGAGCUUUUACUAUGUAACAAGAAUUAUUAUACUGUUCUUCUAACUCUUCUUACCUUUGGUUUAUAAUAAGAAUUACAUGUUUUGGUGUUCUUCUGCCCUAA
Quercus lobata is the source of this 1108-nucleotide messenger RNA. RefSeq names its product cyclic phosphodiesterase-like. Gene Ontology annotation, molecular function: 2',3'-cyclic-nucleotide 3'-phosphodiesterase activity. The transcript has 3 exons. Gene Ontology annotation, biological process: cyclic nucleotide metabolic process. The record is from RefSeq and is a predicted model, not a curated record. Bases 115 to 957 code for a protein of 280 amino acids. NCBI's taxonomy places the organism in Eukaryota, Viridiplantae, Streptophyta, Magnoliopsida, Fagales, Fagaceae.